AUGUACUGCUCUGAGCUGAAGAUGAUGCAGCUGGUUGUCAUGGCAGCAGUGCUGGCUCUGGCGGGGGCGGGGCAGCCCUGCAGGUCCAGGUGUUACCCGACCACGGUCCCCAUCACCGUGAGGGGCUGUGGCAUAAAGAAGGAGAUCAACACCACCAUUUGUGUCGGACAGUGUCCCAAUGAGGAUUCGUUCUUGCCUGAGCGUUAUGCAGAGCUUAGGAAACAGGAGACCUGUAACGGGGACUGGUCCUACGAGGUGACGCACAUUGACGGGUGUGCAGAGCCUGUCUCCUACCCCGUGGCCAGUAAGUGCUACUGUAAGGGGUGCGUUGAAGAUUACACCUCCUGCAAGCGUUAUCAUGGAGACUUAAACAGCUGCCUGUCCUUUUAUUAA
Molecule: messenger RNA, 393 nt
Organism: Gymnodraco acuticeps
Lineage: Eukaryota; Metazoa; Chordata; Actinopteri; Perciformes; Bathydraconidae
Product: gonadotropin subunit beta-1-like
Exons: 3
Coding region: 1-393 (130 amino acids)
Biological process (GO): G protein-coupled receptor signaling pathway
Cellular component (GO): cytoplasm; extracellular region
Molecular function (GO): hormone activity
Source: RefSeq, a predicted model, not a curated record